This is a messenger RNA of Penaeus monodon (black tiger shrimp), 2015 nucleotides long. It is a transcript of the gene DEF8, whose product is annotated as differentially expressed in FDCP 8 homolog A-like. NCBI's taxonomy places the organism in Eukaryota, Metazoa, Arthropoda, Malacostraca, Decapoda, Penaeidae. The record is from RefSeq and is a predicted model, not a curated record.
UUUAGGCGUAUGGUAGUGUUACUAAUAUAAACGUCUGAAUCCAAUGUUUUCCUGUCAGACGUAAACAAAAGUCAGCUGUUCCAAGCAUUAGUGUGGAAAGAAACGCAGCGGUAAUAUCUUUACUUUUAACUUACUGUGUCAGUGGUAAUGUCUGACAACACAGUGUGGAAUGUAAGUGAAACUGCCAACGUCUAUAUCACGGGUGUUGUAUCUGGUGUGUCUGGUGUUGCAUCAAGUGUAACACAUGGCGUUGGAGACGUUGUUCACAGUGUCACAUCUGGGAUGGGAGACGUAGUACACAAUGUUUCCCAGGGAAUGGGAGAUGCAGUGCAUAACAUGACAUCAGGGGUCAAGCGCCUUUUGACCUACCCUCCGACUACAUGCCAAACAGAGGAAGAAGAAGAGUGUCCAGGGGUCUUUCCUCCAACUCCAAGAAAUACAUCUGUGUCGCCCAUUUCAGAGCAUCCACAUAGCGAUGUGAGCCCAGGAACUGAUUCAGAGUUAGCUGAAGAAGAGGCAGAGAUUAACAAUGAGUUGGGCAUUACUGAGGAUUAUUUUUCACAACCUGAGGAAAAUGUUUUAGAGCUAAGCAUUGAGGGACUAGAAGCUAGUAUUGAGAAAUGCAAGACCUUAAUCCUGCAGUGUGAGGAGUCCAGCACCAGAAGACGAGCACUUGUGCAUAAGCUGAUAAAAAUAAGAUUACGUUUACAAGAAGCAAAAGAGGCGGAGGAGAUUGCAUCCACUGGUGUGCUUUUUCGUUUGAGCCACCAACUCCAGCCUCAAAAGCCUCCUCUCACCCGAGCAUCAAAGCAGUACUGUGACAAGUGCGCCCAAAUCAUUUGGGGGGUGAUACAUGUGUCAUACAUCUGUAGCUUGUGUGAGUACCAGUGCCAUGGAAGGUGUGUGGAAGGCAUUCAGCGCAGAUGCCCAAGUGUGAGGGUGAAUGAAGAUGCAUCUUACAUCCUCAGAAUAUGCCCGGAAGUGGGAUUGUCGGCCCAGAAUUAUAAGUGUGCAGAAUGCAAGAUACUGAUUACAAACAAAUUCACUGUUAUCACAAAGCACAGCAAGAAGUUAAAAUGCAGAGCCCAUCCAAGGGGUGUAACAUGCCUUGGUGACCCCUUCAAGAAAGAGAAUGCCUGGUGUGAGCCCAGAAAGUGUGACUACACUGGUCUUUACUACUGUCCUGCUUGUCACUGGAAUUCACGUCAAGUCCUGCCAGCAAGGGUUAUCCACAACUGGGACUUUGAGGAGAGAGUUGUGAGUCGGCAAGCAAAACAGUUCCUUCUGCUGAUGAAAAGCAAGCCAGUGCUGCAUAUGGAAAAGUUGAAUCCACAUCUCUUCAAAUUUGUAGAAGAACUGAGUACAGUUAAGAAACUAAGAGAAGACUUGCUCACCAUGAAACAAUACCUUAGCACUUGUCGCUCUGCUCAGGAAUCUCGGAUACUGCGACAACUUGAAGAACGGCAGCAUUUUGUGGAGAAUGCACACAUGUAUUCCUUACAAGACUUGAUAGAUGUUAACUCAGGGCUGCUGGUUGACUACCUCAAGAAGAUACAUGGGAACUUUAUGACUCAUAUAAAGAAUGAAUGCCUGGUUUGCCAAGGGAAGGGUUACAUCUGUGAAAUCUGUGAUGUGAGUGAAAUCAUAUUCCCCUUUGAUGGUGGUGUAGUUGUGUGUGCUGGAUGCUCAACAGUCCUUCACCACCUGUGUUUCACCUCAAGGAACAGCCUCUGUCCAAGGUGUGUUGUCUGUGUUUUUUCACUGCAUUCUGUGUUCACCUUCCAAAACUGAUGUCCCAUUUCCAGAAGACACUCACAAGAAUUAUAUCACAAAUAAUAUCUAAAUCUAUUCAUAUUUCUUUGAAAAUAAUCUCCCUGGAUUUCUCAAAAAUAUCUGUCUUCUAUUUACUCUCCACAGAUAAGUUACCAAGUGCUGUCAUUUACCAAAUUGCUCUCUCAUUCAAAGCAUUAACCUGAAACCAUUUUUCUCCUAAUAAAGUUUUGUUUUGAAACUAC